AUGAAGUCCCCUCGCAAAGCCGAGCGACACUCGUACCAGACACCGCCCACGGCAAAGAAGAUGUCCGAGUGGUGUCUUGACUUACUCUCACGUCUUGUUUUGGAGCUCGACCUUGAACGUGAUGCCGUCGACCGGUUGUGGUUCAACUAG
This is a messenger RNA of Pyricularia oryzae 70-15, 150 nucleotides long. RefSeq lists its product as uncharacterized. Lineage: Eukaryota; Fungi; Ascomycota; Sordariomycetes; Magnaporthales; Pyriculariaceae. The record is from RefSeq and is a predicted model, not a curated record. The coding region runs from base 1 to 150 and encodes 49 amino acids. The transcript is spliced from 3 exons.